Messenger RNA from Parastagonospora nodorum SN15, 1962 nucleotides. RefSeq lists its product as hypothetical. The record is from RefSeq and is a predicted model, not a curated record. Gene Ontology annotation, cellular component: extrinsic component of membrane; GID complex. The coding region runs from base 1 to 1962 and encodes 653 amino acids. Lineage: Eukaryota; Fungi; Ascomycota; Dothideomycetes; Pleosporales; Phaeosphaeriaceae. Gene Ontology annotation, biological process: protein targeting to vacuole; protein catabolic process in the vacuole; negative regulation of gluconeogenesis. The transcript is spliced from 2 exons.
AUGCCCGACAGUUCUUCUGACCCCGAGCCGUUCCUCUCGUCGGCCCUGCGCCAACUCGAAAGCCCACACUCGGACAUCCUCGACCUCGCCGCCACGCUCGGCACCCACAGCGACGACGGCGAAACCGCUGCCGAGCCCGACUACGACCACCUGCGCGCCGAAUACUGGCGGCGCGAGCGACAGGUGCAGGACCGCCUGGACCGGUCACGAGAGCACCUGCGCCUGCUGGAGCGCCAGCGAGACGACCCGGACCACGGCGACCGCCUGCGACGAGUUAUGAGCCGCCUCAGCCGCCUGGAGGACUCCAACGCCGCCUCGCAGUAUGGAGACCGCGUGCCCAGCGCCAACAGCCUGUAUGACUGGUCGCCCGCCACCGACGCCGACGACGACGAGCUGGACCACAUCCUCGACGAGCUGCGCCGCGACCAGCCCAACACGCACCCGGACAUCUUGCGCGUGCUGGGGCGCUCGCAGCUCGAGUCGGAGCGCGAGCGCGUGCGCUCCAUAUCCACGCGGCUGAGCUCAGAGCGCGCGGGCGGGGAAUCGCUGCGGUCGACCGCGAUACUGCAGAGUGUGCGCCGCCACCCGCGCUUCUCGGCGCGCAGAGAGUACCUGUCGCGCUACAACGCGGACCGCGACAGAGACGCCAGCAGCCGCCCGAGCCAAAGCCAGCACAGCGAGUCGCAGGCGCGCUUCAUGUCGGAGAGCGCCCGCCAGAUGGCCCUGCAGCGCCUGGCCGCCAGCGAGAACAGGUCGCUGGACCGCGAGCGAAGAGACAUGCUUUCGCGAGCCGACUCGUACCGGCGCAGCUACCUCGACCACCGCACAUCCAACUCGCCGCCCGCCGCCUCCCCGCUGCUCGAACAGACGGUCAAGUACCUCUCGCGGAUACGCCAUGCGGAGACGAUAGACGACAGCCUGAACCAUGCGCUGGCUGCGGGGUUCCUGAGCAAGGACUACUUCUGCAUGCAGUAUGCCGACUUCCUGACAGACACGGCUGCAAUACCGCCGCCAGCUGAGACGUCGUGGCUGGCACCGGGCGCAGUGCUCUCAGGGUGCCAGCACGCUACGAGCGUAGCAGCCACAGUGAACGCGACCGCGCCGGGGACUACGUCAGAUUCAACUCAAUGGCGCUUCUACGACGCAUCCAGUGGGGCCGCCCUCUCGACCCUGCCUCCGCCCACGCGGCCCUGGCUCGCAAACAGCUACUCCACACCCCGAAGUCGAACCUCGCAGCUCUCCCCCGAACCCGUCCCCGCCCCCGCGCCUGCCCAGCAAGACCGCUGGCCCGUCAAGGUCACCAUUCACGCCGUCGACUGGGCCAAGAUGACACUCAGCGCCACCAUGGAAGCGUAUAACGUACCUUCGCACCCGCACCCGCACCAGUCCCUCGUCUCCCAGCAAUACACGCGCACAUCCUCGAUAACAACCUACCUCGAGGGCGAAAUCCUCGACUUCAACCAACACACCCUGCUGACGGAGAGCUUCAAGAGCAACGUCGCCAACGACGCCAUGUACUGGCGCAAACUGCCGCCGUUCUGCGACAUGAAAGAGGAUGACGUUGUGAAAGCCCUGACGAGCAGGAAAUGGUACGACUCGGUCCUCAACAAGGAAUACAUCCUCAUGCGCUGGAAAGAGCGCUGCUUCGUCAAAUCACUCAAUACAUCCGCCCCGCCCCCGUCCUCUACCACACACACGCACAACGCCUCCGACUCGCCAUAUAGACUCGUCCGCGACCCCAACACAAACGCGCUCAAUGUGGAAAUCUCGACCGACACUGAACACGCGACGUUUGAUGAUAGCGGGUGUGGCCUGACGAUUAGUGGAUUCUACUAUGUCUGUUUGAGGAGGAGCGAUGGCGCGCUCCAGGGAUUGUAUUUUGAUCCGCAGAGUAGUCCGUAUCAGUGUCUGGAGUUGGAGAGUCGGAGGGGAGGGGCGGUAGGGGCUUGGGAGUUUAGAUAG